This is a messenger RNA of Aspergillus pseudotamarii, 1332 nucleotides long. RefSeq names its product FluG family protein. The coding region runs from base 1 to 1332 and encodes 443 amino acids. NCBI's taxonomy places the organism in Eukaryota, Fungi, Ascomycota, Eurotiomycetes, Eurotiales, Aspergillaceae. The record is from RefSeq and is a predicted model, not a curated record. Gene Ontology annotation, molecular function: glutamine synthetase activity. The transcript has a single exon.
AUGACAAAAGCAACAGCUUUGGCUCAGUGGCAGCAGUUUCGCGCCAAUACCCAAGGCAUAGACUUCGUUUGGGUGUUUUUCACAACAUACAUUGGCACCAAUCUGGUCCGCGUGGUUCCUGUGCCAGAGUUCAAGCGAUUGUUGGAGACUGGCCAAGGAAUCUCGGUUCCGAAAGUCAUACUUCAUGUUCUCCCUCACGACAAUGUGGCAGAUGGUGGGACCCUUACGGGGUCAUUCUGUCUACAACCUGAUCCGCGAUCCCUUUCCCCCUACUUUGAUUCAAAUAAGGCAAUUGUCAUGUGCUCGUGGACCGACAAAGAAAAAACGCCGAUGGAAGAAUGUGCACGCUCGAAGUUAGAUGCUCUGACGCAUUUGAUUGAACAGAAGUCAACCUGCUCAGUCCUGGUCGGAUUCGAGCUAGAGUUCUCUCUCUUACGAGAACGCACACUCCCCAACGGACGAAUCGAGUAUGAAACAGUGAAUGUUGAUCAUUCAUGGUGCAGUAUGACUCGUGAAGACGAGCUUCUACUUGGUGUUCUGGAGGAAGCCGUACUCGCCCUGCAGAACAUUGGAAUUAUGGUCCAACAAUUUCAUGGGGAAUUAGGUCCUGGUCAAUGGGAAAUUGUUCUUCCCCCAGGCUCCCCACUGAAAGCUGUCGAUUCUCUAGUCCUUGCUCGACACGUACUUAUGAAAGUUGCGAGCAAGCACGGAUAUAGAGCGACCCUUCAUCCCCGAUUAUCAUCUGAACAGCCCGGCACCGGUUCCCAUGUCCAUAUAUCCCUCAAUUCUGAAAAAGCGGAUCUAUCGACAGUGGAAUCAUUUUUCGCUGGUAUCCUCGACCAUUUUACUUCCAUUUCUGCUUUUACGCUUCCCCAGGAAAUCAGUUACGACCGAGUCGUGGGAGGCAUCGGGAGUGGGGGGGACUAUGUCUGCUGGGGAUGGGAAAACAGAGAGACGAUCAUGCGACGAAUUACUAAUGAGCGAUUUGAAGUUAAGAUGAUGGACGGACUAGCCAAUCCUUAUCUGGGACUCUGUGCAUUGCUAGCAGCUGGACUAGAUGGUUUACUGCAAGGCUCGAUCCUGGGAGCAGGCCCUUGUCCUUCCGAGCCUAACAAGAUGUCAGACGAGGAACGAUCUGCGUUGGGCAUUAGCACUAAGAUGCCUGGUGACCUGGCCGAAAGUCUAAAGAAUUUGGAGGCAAAUGAAGGUCUCAAGCAGAUUCUGAGUGAAACUCUGGUGUCAACGUAUCUUGAUGUUAAGAGAUGCGAAGUGGAUGUUGUGCAAAAGAUGACUCCCGAAGAGCAACGUACAUGGUUCAUUUCGAGAUAUUGA